Molecule: messenger RNA, 811 nt
Organism: Cannabis sativa
Lineage: Eukaryota; Viridiplantae; Streptophyta; Magnoliopsida; Rosales; Cannabaceae
Product: norbelladine synthase
Exons: 2
Coding region: 91-591 (166 amino acids)
Biological process (GO): abscisic acid-activated signaling pathway; defense response
Cellular component (GO): nucleus; cytoplasm
Molecular function (GO): signaling receptor activity; abscisic acid binding; protein phosphatase inhibitor activity
Source: RefSeq, a predicted model, not a curated record
ACCACACAAUAGUCUAUCCAACAGAAAAUGAAGAAAUAAAUACUCAACUUACCACCAUACAUUUCCAACAAAAACAAAAGGAAGGAAGAUAUGGUGAGUGGACAAGUUUCCCAUGAGUUGGAAGUGGCAGCACCGGCCGCCAAAGUUUGGGAAAUCUACGGCACUCUUCAGCUGCCGAAACUGGUCGAGGAAAACCUCACAACUAUUCUGGAAAAGAUUGAAGUAGUUGAAGGCGAAGGCGGUGUUGGCACUGUUUUAAACCUACAUUUUGUCCCUGGUGUGUUCAAGUUCAAGAGUUACAAGGAGAAGUAUACUAAUGUAGAUGAUGAGAAGCUAGUGAAGGAAGCCGAGGUUGUUGAAGGAGGAUACUUGGACUUUGGUUUCACACUUUACAGAACUCGAUUUGAGAUCAUUGAGAAAAAAGAUGAUGAAAGUGCAGCUGCAGCUUCCUCCAUUAUCAAAUCCACUAUUGAAUAUGAGGUGAAGGAUGAUGAGUAUUCUGCUCAAAAUCUCUCUCUCGUCUCUAUUGAUCCCUUAGCUGCCAUAGCCCUUCUUGCUCAAAACCAACUCACUAAUAAUAGCACCAAUUAAUAGUAAUGCUUAAAUUAAAAUAUUAAAUGCUGUAUAUUUAUAUAUCAUUCCUCUCUUUUAUAUGAUAUCUCUUGUUAUUUUAAAAAAUUAAUCAGUGUGGUCUUUUUUUUCCUUCUGAAAUGGCAUAAUUCUUAUUCCAAUACUACUGCACUUUUAUUUAUUAAAUGAUAUAAUAUUUUGUAGUGGUGUCUUUAUAAAUAAAAGGUUAGGAUUUUUUCAA